Messenger RNA from Eimeria tenella, 291 nucleotides. RefSeq lists its product as uncharacterized. The coding region runs from base 1 to 291 and encodes 96 amino acids. The transcript has 2 exons. The record is from RefSeq and is a predicted model, not a curated record. Lineage: Eukaryota; Apicomplexa; Conoidasida; Eucoccidiorida; Eimeriidae.
AUGGGUGCUGCUCUCAGCAAGAAGAGUUUCUGGGAUGGAAGCCUUCAGCGAGCUCACGGCAAACCCUGUAACUCUUUUUCGGAAGCUCAUAUUGAACUGAUUGUAGCCCUUUAUAUUGCAGCCGGACGGUCCCAAUAUUUGCAGCUACACCACGCACCAGAACAAAAGCCUCCACAGAAGUUGCGGUCUGCCUUCGACAUCGAUGGCUUCACGACACUCCUGACCGCGCGUGUGGCCGGAGCACCCCUUGCUGUUUCCCACUUGUUAUUCUUUUGGCACGGCAAUAUUUGA